AGUUUAAUAAACAUUUUAUCUAACUAUUGACUCAGAGCCUUUUGACGGUGUGUAACUUUGACAUCACGUGAUAAAAUCUUAUCUAAAAACAAAAUGGCGAAGAUGGGUGUGAGUCCCCUGAUCUUUUUUAUUGUACUUUGGGAUGUCGCUGAUGCCCGGUAUUGCUAUGAAUACUCAUACAACAGUGGCUAUAUAUCCUACUACUGUUCCUACUACGUGUACUUACCAAUUGGUUCUAUCGUGGGGGCUGUAAUUGGUUCUCUGGUAGGCCUAGCCUGUCUGAUUGGAAUCAUCGUAUUCUUCUGCUGCAUCCGACCACGCCGCCUAGCGGCAAGAGGCCAAGUACUGCACGCGCCUGGAACAAAUGUUGCCGUAAUGUCGUCGACAACUGGAGGAGUACAGAUGGGUGGAGGCUAUAUCAACACUGCCGCCUAUCCCCCGGGGACACAGCCCGCGUACCCCCAGUACAAUUAUCCCCCACAGGCUGCGGCACCAAGCGGAUACCAACCUCCUCCCGCUUAUAAAUAAAUUCUCAUGUUAGUGUCACGCUGCCCCCUUCUUUGCCUUAUUGAAAAACACUUGUUAAUGUCACAAUGAUUGUUCGAUAAUAAUCCGCUUUUUAUGAAAACUCAAAGUUUUCGAAAUGCAUAUAUAUAUAUAUAUAUAUAUUUAGAUUAUUGAUUUAUCAAUGAAAUUUUGUUAUUUUGAAUUCAUUAUUUUUUUUCAAAUACUUAAUUUGUGUAUCAACCAUGAGUGAAAAAAGUCCGUUUGUAAUGGAUUUAAAAACAUGAUUUUUCUACCAUAAUGUGUCAUUUAAAGCUAUUGGAAUAACUUUAAAAUAAAUGUGUAUAUUAUUUGUUAGAAUUGAAUUGAUUUAUGAAGGUUUCAUACGGUUAUCGUUCCAUACAUGUUAAAAAAAAUUACUAAUCGGUACAACUUGUACUAUGUUGUUUCCAUCAAUUUUGUGAUAUUUACUUGUAUCAGAUUGUUAAAGAUAAGUUAAAAAUCUUUGAUUUUAAACUUUUAAUGUAACACUGUUUUUCGUUUUAUGGAUUUUUGAGAUGGUUGAGAGUUUGUUAUUGUCAUUUUUUAUCAUAAAAAUUACUGAGAGAUGAAUAUUCUAAUGAAAGUUAAAUGAAAGUUAUUUUUAUUAAAUUAAGCUUCGUAAAGCGAAUAAAGGAAAAUUAGACAA
Molecule: messenger RNA, 1192 nt
Organism: Magallana angulata
Lineage: Eukaryota; Metazoa; Mollusca; Bivalvia; Ostreida; Ostreidae
Exons: 4
Coding region: 94-528 (144 amino acids)
Source: RefSeq, a predicted model, not a curated record